Molecule: messenger RNA, 5842 nt
Organism: Mytilus californianus (California mussel)
Lineage: Eukaryota; Metazoa; Mollusca; Bivalvia; Mytilida; Mytilidae
Product: coiled-coil domain-containing protein 186-like
Exons: 10
Coding region: 81-1457 (458 amino acids)
Source: RefSeq, a predicted model, not a curated record
CUAAAUAUAAAUGUCACCAUUGCAAUAAAUCUCUUGAUGGCUUGUCCAUAUACGGUGUGGAGAAUUCUGAAACAGUCAGCAUGCAAUCUUCAGCAUCCAAACCAAAAAAGUCGAUCGAUAUCAAGAUGCCACCAGUGAAAAAGAUGAAUGAAGAUCCGGAGGCAUUGCCACAUGCACAUACCACUUCUGGUCCUUGUUAUUUCUGUAGUGAGCAUAAAGAAGAUUAUGAAAAGUUAGAGAGGUACCAGCCAACUUGGAGGGCAAAGAGAUUGCAAGCUGUUAUUGAGGAAACAGAGAAGAAAAACUUGGAAAUAAAAGCAGACUUAAAAAAAUUAGAGGGAACAAAGAAAGAAAAAGAUGCCAAAGUUCUUAUGGAUACCAUCUACAACCAGCUGGAUGAUCAUUUAAAGAUGCACCAACAGACUGAAAAGGAGAUAGAUGACUUAAAAGAUGAAUUGAGGAAAAAACUAGGAAAACCUACACCAAAGAAAACUGGUGAGGACGACAAAUCUAUACAAAGUAGAAGGCCUAUGGCAUCACCAGAGGAACAAGUAUUAACAUAUGAACUAAAAUCACAGUUACUUAGGAAUGUUGAAAUGCAAAAUCAUCGACUGAAAACAGAGCUGACACUCCAUGAGAAAAUGACAGAAGCCAAACUGUUAAACCAGCAAAACAAACGACUAACAGACGACAACACAAUGUCCAAAACAAACACACUCAGACUUAUGAAAAUGUUUGAAAAAAAAGCUAAAGAUGCUGAUGCAAAAUUAAAGGAAAUGCAACUAGAAUUGAAUAAAGCACAACAACUUGCCAGGAAAUACCAUCAGAUGUAUGACAUGGAACGACGUAGGAAUGGGCUACCUGAGGGUACAUACAGCACACCAGAACCUGAAUCAGGUACACCAAGACAGAACAACAAUUCAUCAAGCUUCCUUGGACAGAAUGUCAGAGUUAAUGAUGUUAUUAGAAAAAAUGAGGUGCUUGUGGAGGAAAAUGAGAAAUUGCACAGGGAAAUAGCAAGGCUCAAACAGGACAAUGCAGGACUGAUAAAGAAAUGUAAACAUGCCAUGUCUGAUAAAGAAAGUGUUGUACAUCGCCUAGAUACAAGUGAAGCUAAUAGGAGAGACCUAACAAAGAGAUUAGACAGAGAAAAAACACAGCACAAUAACUUAUCUAGAAGUUUGACUAGACAAGCCUCAGACUGGAUUCUUCUGAAGAAACAGUUAGCUCAAUUUGAUGAAGAAUACAGAUGGAGCCAGAUGAAACAACAGUGUGAAGAAGAAAAACAAAGAUUUGGAUUACUUCCACCGAUAUAUUACUAUAUGCCUACGGGAAAUACUGAUUUCACAUAUAAUGAUGAUAGUGAGGAAUACUCUCUGCCACCAGAGGGCACCACAGAACCAUGUCUUACCCCAAUAACAGAGGUUGACUCAUGCUUCAGCAAUGACCUUGAAUAGUGGUGGUUGGUCCAGUAAAUCCUCACGGCGCUGACCAAAGAACUUACUCUCAUCCUGUACCUAGAAAUGUUUACCAACCAAGAAGAAUGUUUUCUCCAGAAAACUAUGCCAACCAAAGCUCGACAGCAUAAAAAUUAAUGUGUUCAAAUAAUUGUGUGAUGUGAAAAUCUGUUUAGUUUUUUUAAAGCAUUAAACAAUAGUAUUAUAAAAAAGUAAUCAUGUAUUUCAAAUUUUGAACAUUAUACUUAAACAAAUAAGUAAUUGUAAAACAAAUCAUGCUGUAACUAUGUUUGACCCUACUAUUUUUAAUGGGAGAUAACGGCGUUUUGCAUUUGCACCUAUCUGCAUUUCAUUUGCGCCAAUUUUUUCUUUCACUUGCGCCAAUUUUUUCUUUCAUUUGCGCCGAUUGUGUACAGGUAAAUUACAGGUGAGUUUUAUUUUCUAUUUAUUUUUAUAAACCUCUUUCGUUAACCAUUUGUACAUAUGUUAUGAAUUGUCAAUUAUAACAUGUAUAUAACUGUUGUCCCCUGCACACCGUGAUGAGGUGGAAUUAGGAUUUCGAGCAGGAUAAGUCAAUUCAAAAGACAAAAGCACUGUGUGGCUAACGGAAGAGGUUUUUAAUGAUAAUGAUAAUGAAAAAUAACAUUCACCUGUACACAAUCGGCGCAAAUGAAAGAUCGAAAAUUUAAAAAAUCGGCGCAAAUGUCAUGCGCACGGAGAUAACUUAAAAUUUUUAUUUAUUGCAGGAAAUUUUGUUACUUACAAUUAAGUGCUAGCAUUUUUACUGUUAGUCUAUUAGAUUAUGAAAAUUAAUUUUAAAUAUUGUUAUUGUAAAGUGUGAGCAGUUUCAGAACUUAAAUUAGCUAUAUUUUGGAUAUCUUUGUUAAAAAAAAAUCAUCAUUCUUUUUUGAAUGUUGACUACCUAUAAUGAGGAGUAAGAGGAGUAAAGAUUGUGAUAAAUAGUUUUUGUAAAGGUUUAAAAUCUGUCCAUGUUUAUGUGUUUUUUUUUUUAUGUAUACAUGUAUUCUUGCUAAUUUAUAAUUAUUACACAGGGUAGGUACUUGGUGAUUUUAAGGCUACUAAUUUAAUUGCUCAACUUAAAGGUGAAUAUUGAAUUGAUUUUUCUUUGAUUAUAAAUACCCACAGGAUUUGUUACUUUUCUGCCACACAGUAUUAGAUGAAAGUUGUACUGUCUAUUAACUCAAGUUAUUUUUAAUGUCUAUUAGACAUUCAACUUAACUUUACCACUGCAGUAAUUUUUUUUAAUUUUUGUAAUGAACAUUUUUUCACUCCAUUAUUUUUUAUGUCUUGGGAGUUUGUAGAGACUGAUAACAAAAUGAAAUGUCAAAUUUUACAUUACAGCUUGUCUUUAAAGUUUUUGUUUGAUUGUGAUCAUAGUUUUGACAUCAUUAGUCAGUUAAUUUAAAUUAAAAAAUGUUUUCAAUGACAAAUGUUGUGAAAAAUUGAAAGCUAAAAACCCAUGAUUUUUUUUUUUUUAAGUUGCAAUAUCAUUUUUGUUACAGUAUAUGAUAAAUGUCAAUAUACUCUGACCAAUACAGCUGACAAUAAAUGACCUUUCAUUAAAUGUUUUUGUCCAUAUCUUUGCUUUGAGAAUACUUGAUGAAAACAAGUGAUGUGGAUCAAUUCCAUUGACAUUUGCUAGAUGGCAUACUUUUUUUCCCCGCAGAUAUGACUAAAGAUGUUCAGAUAAACUGUGAAUGUCAAUGAAACAGCAAACCAACAACACAAGUACACAAAAAAACCCACAUAUUCAGAGGUUAUGAUAUGGUUUUCAAAGAUGGAUAAGUGUCCAUACUGUCUUACAAGGCCUAAAUCUUCUUGAUCUAAAGAAUUAUGAAUGAUUUCAAUUGUCUACCUCUUUAGCGCCAUUUAGAUAAAGUUAACAAAAAUACAACCUAUUUGAAAUAGGUAAGUGUAAAUAGAUAGUAGUAUAACAAAACAUUUGUUAGGAUAGGAAUUUGGUUUUCAGGUAUUCAUGUCAAUAUGUGUAGAAUGUACAAGUUGCUUGAAAUAAAGUUACUUUAGGAUUACUCAUAAUUAUGUUUUAACAAUUUACUAAUAAGACAUUGACAUGGUGUCACAGUGAAUUUGUUAACAACUUUAAUCCAAAUAAGCUAAUGAAGUUUUAUCUAACUAACCUAUUUUGUUCAGUUAAAUGUGCAAUUAGCAUGUACAAAUGUCAUACUUACAUCAUAAAAUUUCCACCCACCUAAUUGUAAUUCUGGGAAAUUCAGGUUAGCUAGCUUUAAAAAUGUAAAAAAAAGUUUGAAAUUUAAAGAAAUAGGAGUCAAGAGAUGAAUCACAUUAAAGGAGUAAUUGAUAUAGAAUUUUAAUGACUAAUGUUCUACAGUUAUAAUAUUGGAUUUUUUUUUAAAAAAUAAAUAUACAUAUACAAUGUUAUAAAAAACGAAUGUUUGACAGAAAAGUUUAUUUUCUUGUAUCAAAAUGUAAUUUUGUGCCAUUUAAUCCAGCGGUUUUGAAGGAAAAUUUUGGUGCGGACCAUUUGUUUUAAGAUGUAAAGUUCAGAACAUUGUUUGAACACACCCUCUAUUUUAAUUACCCUUUCAGUUUUAUAAUGGUCACAGUUGUAAUCUUCUUCAGAUAAUUUUGAAAAUUUUUACUUUUAUAAGUUGAUUCACUAUGAUUGUUUAUAUGAAAUAAAAACACUAAGUCAAUGACUUUAUAAUCUGACUAGUUUUUUCGACAGUUUUGGAUGCUAUUUAGAAUUGUUAAAUAUAGUUUUCUGUAUAAUCUUAUAUUCUUUUCAGUUUAAUUUCCAUAUAUAUUCGUGAUGAUCAGGAGAUUAUCUUUAUUUUCUCUAUUUGCUUACAAAAACUGUUUUUAUAUUUCCCCAGUUACAUAUUUAUUACUUGUUAUACAAUCUGGUCAUAAGCACAGGUUGAGUUUUAUAGCAAUAUUAACCAGCUUGGUUUUCUCUGAUUUAACAAGUGUGUAAAUAGUCAUACUAGGCAAUGUCUUUUUUUAAAGCCUUGGAUGUGAUUUUAGAAUGUGUUGCAUUCAUGAUGUGUUUUUUUUCGCUAAAGAUUUGCUCAUCUGGUGAAUAUUUAAAGUUGAUUUAUACUUAAAAAUAACCUUUUAAUUUUAUAAUACUGUUGAUUCAUUAUAUAUGAUGGGGUACCGAUUUUCAUGAAUUUUGUGGGUUAUGGUAAAUCAGGAAUUUAAAAGUUCAACGAAAUAUCAAUUUUUAUAGGCUUGUAUGCAGACUUUAAAAAAUCCAUAUAUUCAAAUACAUUUAUCCAUGAAUACUCAAUUUACCUCAAUCCACGAAAAUGGGUAGCCACAAACAAAAUAAUCCACAAUACAUUAAAACAUGCCUUUGAAAUGUAUUUACUGAAUCAGAGACCAGCAUGCAACAUUUUUUUGCUAUACAUUCUGAUGUUAGAUUGAAUAAGUUAUGAGUGUCCCUAACUGUUUGACUUGGUUUUUUUUUUUAUCAAGUUUGAUUUCAUAAGAAACAACAUUUAGACAAUAGUAACAUUAAAUCUAACCACAACAACAAGUGACUAAGAGUACAUAUUAAAUAAGAUAAUGAACUUUUGAAGGUAUAUUUAAGUUUCUUGUAUAAUUAUCCAAACCAUACUGCUGCUGAUGGAAAUCUUGUGGUUAAUUAUAAUCCACUCAAAAGGUGGGGGCUUUAUUGCAUUCACCUUGUCCUGCUGUCUGUUUUUCCAGCAUAAAUUUUCAUCACUCUUUUCAUAAUAAACUCAUCAUAGAUACCAGGAUUGAAAUUUUGUAUUUGCGCCAGACGUGCGUUUCGUCUACAAAAGACUCAUCAGUGAUGCAUACUACUGAACAGAAUGACUAUAUUAAGUCAGCAGCUUGACAGUAAUGAGUUGUGAACACUUACUUCCUGUUUUAUACUUUGAAUGACUAGUGGGGAUAUGGUUAGCACUACACCCUGAACUUUGUGGUUAUGGUAUACCUUGUUUUACAUUGUUAUAGGAUAGACACAAUUUUAAUUGUCUCAAGGUCAAAGUAUAUUCUCCUGGACUGAAAACAAAUAUGGUAAUUUAAAUGAGUUUUAUUAUUUAGCCCUAUAAAAUCUAAGAUUGACAAUCUGAGACUGUUUCAACAGUAUGUAUUGUAUAAGAGUACAUUUCAUAUUGGUUAUUUUUUAUCUGGGCACAUAAUGUGUUAUAUUUUGGACCAAAUAAUUUAUUAAAUGGUCUGUACUAUAUUUGUUUGUUAAUGAUAUUUUUUUACAUAUGUUAGUUAGUACGCGAGUCAACAAUGAUAUUGUUUACAUAUGUUAGUGAGUACGCGAGUCAACUUUUGUUUUUAACAAUUGAUCUGUAUUAUUAUUUAUUUGUAUGAGAACACUAUAAUAAAAUAUCUUCACUUAA